AUGGCCUCGGGCGACACCCUCUACAUUGCCACGGACGGCUCGGAGAUGCCAGCCGAGAUCGUGGAGCUGCACGAGAUUGAGGUGGAAACCAUCCCGGUGGAGACUAUCGAGACCACGGUGGUGGGCGAGGAGGAGGACGACGACGAAGACGACGAGGACGGUGGCGGCGGAGACCACGGCGGCGGGGGCGGCCACGGGCACGCUGGCCACCACCAUCACCACCACCACCACCACCACCACCCGCCCAUGAUCGCGCUGCAGCCGCUGGUCACCGACGACCCGACCCAAGUGCACCACCACCAGGAGGUGAUUCUGGUGCAGACGCGCGAGGAGGUAGUAGGUGGCGACGACUCGGACGGGCUGCGCGCCGAGGACGGGUUCGAGGACCAGAUCCUCAUUCCGGUGCCCGCGCCGGCCGGCGGCGACGACGACUACAUAGAGCAGACGCUGGUCACCGUGGCGGCGGCCGGCAAGAGCGGUGGCGGGUCUUCGUCGGGCGGCGGCCGCGUUAAGAAGGGCGGCGGCAAAAAGAGUGGCAAGAAGAGUUACCUGGGCAGCGGGGCCGGCGCGGCGGGCGGUGGCGGCGCCGACCCGGGGAAUAAGAAGUGGGAGCAGAAGCAGGUGCAGAUCAAGACCCUGGAGGGCGAGUUCUCGGUCACCAUGUGGUCUUCAGAUGAAAAAAAAGAUAUUGACCAUGAAACAGUGGUUGAAGAGCAGAUCAUUGGAGAGAACUCACCUCCUGAUUAUUCUGAAUAUAUGACAGGCAAGAAACUCCCUCCUGGAGGGAUACCUGGCAUUGACCUCUCAGACCCUAAGCAACUGGCAGAAUUUGCCAGAAUGAAGCCAAGAAAAAUUAAAGAAGAUGAUGCUCCAAGAACAAUAGCUUGCCCUCAUAAAGGCUGCACAAAGAUGUUCAGGGAUAACUCUGCUAUGAGAAAGCAUCUGCACACCCACGGUCCCAGAGUCCACGUCUGUGCAGAAUGUGGCAAAGCGUUCGUUGAGAGCUCAAAGCUAAAACGACACCAGCUGGUUCAUACUGGAGAGAAACCCUUUCAGUGCACAUUCGAAGGCUGUGGGAAGCGCUUUUCACUGGACUUCAAUUUGCGCACACAUGUGCGGAUCCAUACCGGAGACAGGCCCUAUGUGUGCCCCUUUGACGGCUGUAACAAGAAGUUUGCUCAGUCAACUAACCUGAAAUCUCACAUCUUAACACACGCUAAAGCCAAAAACAACCAGUGAAAAGAAGAGAGAAGACCUUCUCGACCCUGGGAAGCCUCUUCAGGAGUGUGAUUGGGAAUAAAUAUGCCUCUCCUUUGUAUAUUAUUUCUAGGAAGAAUUUUAAAAAUGAAUCCUACACACUUAAGGGACAUGUUUUGAUAAAGUAGUAAAAAUUUAAAAAAUACUUUAAUAAGAUGACAUUGCUAAGAUGCUCUAUCUUGCUCUGUAAUCUCGUUUCAAAAACAAAGUGUUUUUGUAAAGUGUGGUCCCAACAGGAGGACAAUUCAUGAACUUCGCAUCAAAAGACAAUUCUUUAUACAACAGUGCUAAAAAUGGGACUUCUUUUCACAUUCUUAUAAAUAUGAAGCUCACCUGUUGCUUACAAUUUUUUUAAUUUUGUAUUUUCCAAGUGUGCAUAUUGUACACUUUUUGGGGAUAUGCUUAGUAAUGCUGUGUGAUUUUUCUGGAGGUUGAUAACUUUGCUUGCGGUAGAUUUUCUUUAAAAGAAUGGGCAGUUACAUGCAUACUUCAAAAGUAUUUUUCCUGUACAAAAAAAAAAGUUAUAUAGGUUUUGUUUGCUAUCUUAAUUUUGGUUGUAUUCUUUGAUGUUAACACAUUUUGUAUAAUUGUAUCGUAUAGCUGUAUUGAAUCAUGUAGUAUCAAAUAUUAGAUGUGAUUUAAUAGUGUUAAUCAAUUUAAACCCAUUUUAGUCACUUUUUUUUCCCAAAAAAUACUGCCAGAUGCUGAUGUUCAGUGUAAUUUCUUUGCCUGUUCAGUUACAGAAAGUGGUGCUCAGCUGUAGAAUGUAUUGUACCUUUAACACCUGAUGUGUACAUCCAUGUAACAGAAAGGGCAACAAUAAACUAGCAAUCCUAAAGAAAGAUGAUGGCAGAAAGAGAUCUGUAAGCACAGCCUUAUUUUCUUCUGUUGUCCGGAAUACUUAUAAUUCUUGAGCCUCCCAGAAAUUGGAAGCUAAAUAAAGCAACUCGAGUUUCCUUUAUUUUGCACUCAGUGACAGUGACUGUGAUGAGGUCUGUGCACGGACACUUAGUAUUUCCUACCCAGGCCGUGAAUUCUGAGCAGGCAGGAGGCACCCCGAGCUAGGGAACUACCUCAGAUACACAGACGGCCCGUGGCUGGCAGGAUGGCCCUUGAUAUCCUGGUGUGUGGGGGAGUGCAUGGGCCUGAUGCUUUCUGAAGGGAAGGCACCGGCUGGCAGUGGGUGCGCCGAGGGAGGAUGGGCCUGCCUUCUUUCUCAUCACGCAGGCUGCCUUCAGUGGCAGUGGCUCCUUGGGUUGUCCAACAGGAAAUCUCAGUGCAGUCCUUAGUAGAUGCUAUCAGAUGUAGCGAUUGAGUGCCAGUAGCUGGUUGCUUGUAGACACUUCAGUGCAGAGCGGCAAGUCUAUUAGAUUAUUAGAAAGUUGUACUCAGUGAGUACUUGUCAUGUGUGGCCUCUUCAAUGUAUAAUUUUUGAACUUUACCUAGGGUCAAAUACCAUACUUGUUAAAUAUUUUAUAAACUGCCGUGAUACAUCAAAAUCUCAUUUAUUCAAAAUGCAAAACCUAACUGUCUGUCUGUGCUGAAUGCUUGACUACAAGGUAAAAUGACAAGUACCAGAUUCAGUCACAAAGAAGCCGGGAGACCAACCGGCCGAACACAGCCCAAUUUCUUAUGGCCUCACCAGGAGGAUUGGUGGUGACCUGGAAACAGUGGCCCCAUGGCUCUGGAAUUUUGAAGUGCCUUCUGAACCAUACAUGGAAAUCGUAACUUGGGACAUUUGUUUUAUUCGUCCAGAAUCUGGUCCAGUGCGUAGUUGACGGGACUGAGUUCAUCAGCAGACCCAGCUGUGUGCCGGAGGGCAGGCUUUGCUGUGCUGGCAGUCAGGAGGGGGCAAGCCUAAAGGGCCCCUUCAGAGCCAAGUACCCGUGUGACCCUGCACCCGGGCCUGGGCAGAGCUCCCAGCAGUGCUUUUGUGAGCGAGUGCCCGGGUCUUCGCUCCCUGCCAUCAGGUUGAGCUUUCCCAAAUGCCCUACUGUUGGAGGCCAGAGCCACGAUGCCCUCUCUCACCCAAUGUUGUGCUACCUUCAAGCCUGGCCCUGGCACCUCAAGACCCUUGCCCAAGCCACCCUAAGAGUCAGGCCCAUGUGUAGAGCGAGGCCUCAUCCUCUGUGCCUUGAUUCCUUGGGAGAUGCCCUUGGCCAUCUCUUCUGUCCCUUUCUGUCUGAGUGGAGCAGUAAACAUCGUCUUCACCCUUUCUGUGUUGGCAUUGUCUUCUCGGUGUGCAGUUAACUUCCGUUUGGAGUUCAGAGACAGCGUGGUAUGCAGGUCUUCGCUUAGGACAGCAGUGCAAUGGCCAGAAGAGAGCUGCUUUCUCACUGGCUUUGGCUUAAACCCAGUUUGCUUGUUAGAAUUUAUAGUUUUGUUAUAGAUGUAAUUUACUAAAUUUGAAAUGGUGUUCUAACAGUCCAUUGUCUAGACACUUAACCUAAUUUGUAAGUAAUACUGAUAGACAUAUUUUCUUACAUCUGAGCAGAAAUAAAUGCAUGUUUUUAGCAAAUGUAAUGUAAAAACUCCAGAGGAUAAGUUUACACCCAAUAAGACAUUAUUUUCUAUUUUUAAAUUUGUUAUUCGUCCCUCUUUGGUAGUGGGGUCGGGGGCAUAUUAUCUAUACAGAGUCGUCACUCCAGGGUGACAUUUGUUUCCCACCAAUAUGCUGAGCUCACGCUGUACUCAUCCUGUGCAGUGUGUGUACUUCAGGCCUGAGGAGCUGAGAAAAACCAAGACCUCCCCUCCCCCAUUUGGUUUCCACACAGGUUCUUCUGAAUGCCGCUUGUUUUGCUAAGUUUGGGAACGUAGACCUCUUGAAGGGAUGGUGUCUGCAAAGACUGUGUUUUUAAUUUUAGGCAGCUUUAGCUUGUGUCUUCACAUCGAUGAGAAGCAACUGUCAGUGAAGUGUGUGCUGCUCCAGGGCUAUGGUGCUGGCCUGGCUUAGCGCCCACCCCACCUCUCUACUCUGCAGGACUUACCUGUGGUAUAACCCUCAGAUCACUGACUACAGUGUACGUCUAUGACCCAGGAAGCCUUGCCCCCUAAGUUAACCCACUCCCUACUAUAGACAGGGACUUGACUGCUUCUUCCUUUUCCUCUGCUCUAGAAUUGGCAUGCUUUAGUCAGUCUGCAGUGUUUUUUGUUUUGUUUUAAUUCUCAUGACAUCUAGCCUACAGCAAGAGUGGGACUUUAGGGUAAGAACAGAGAUGACCAGAGUUGCCAGUGAUGGACGCCGUUGCGUGUCUAACUUUGCAAAGGCAUUACCCUAGCAGCCUUAGCUGCUGACGCUAGUUCUUCUAGCACAGCCGGUUUGAAUCUCUGGCCAUAAGAGGGCCCCUUGUGUGACUUUGUAGCCCUUUGGUCUUAAUGUGACCUCUUGUAGAGCCCAGGCCCAGGCCCUGGCAGACACACUGUAGCUGAAGAGAGAAACUCAGAACUCCAAAGCAGAUGUGCUUGUUUGCAUCACUUGAAACUCUGGUCUUUGGCUGGUCAGAACAAAAGCUACUCCAUGCUUCAAGUCACGUCCCAGCAGCCUUGACCAGGUUUGGUUAGGUCUCCAAAAUAAUCGAGCUUUUCCCACCGCUUGCUAACUACUCUCAGGGUAAGCUCAGGUGCCUUGGUUGCCUCAAGGUGGCUUAAGUACAGGCGCCUCAGGUGAGGAAGUGGAACUGGGCAGGAGAGGGGAACUGUGUGGCCAAGAGGCUCCCUGGCAUCUUUGGGCAUAAUUGGUCAGUACGGUGCUGGGCGGGUGAUCCUCCAGCCGGGACAGUAUAUGGACUUCAUAGGAAGGGGCGGGUGGCAGAUGUGAGCAGUUGUCACGCAGUCCCUUAUGGACCUGUCAAGGCGUUGGAAUUGAGUGUCGGCAGGAGGUCACAGGCAGGGAGCAUCUUCAGAUUGGUACAAGGUGUGCCUAGCCAGCGUUCUGGAGACCAUUGAGGGGGGUUAAUUGGCAGCACAUGGCGGCAUCUCAGAGUGGCAGAUUUGAGGAUACUGACUUAAGACCACUCAGGCACGCUGAGAAAGGGCAUUGGAGAUGGACAGCUGUGCUGGUUGCCUGCCUCCCUGCCUGGAGCCACGUGGUGUCUACAUACAUAGCGUAAAGGAGGAAAGAAAGCAUCAGUACCUGUCGCCUCUUCUUUAUGAUGCCAGCAGCUGUCAAACUCUUGAUGUCUACAAAUGGCAAGAAAAGUUGUGUUUUCAUUUUCUGGGAACUCCCACAGGCCCUGGCUCAAGGACUUUGCAUUGUGUGUCAUGUACAUCUCCUCUAAGUGUUCUUUGGUGUUCUGGAAUUGUCCUUGGUUUUUCCUUAGCUCAUAGAUCAUAGACACAGAGAUAUUAUACUAUUUAAAGCAUCCGCAUCAAGCAUCAGAUGGCUUCGCAUCCAGAAAAACAUAACUCAGUUUGAAGCACCAAGCAUGUGUAACAUGGCUCUAUACAAUACAAUAAAAAACGCUAAUGUUAAGCUUU
Apodemus sylvaticus (European woodmouse) is the source of this 5733-nucleotide messenger RNA. RefSeq names its product YY1 transcription factor (gene Yy1). Lineage: Eukaryota; Metazoa; Chordata; Mammalia; Rodentia; Muridae. The coding region runs from base 1 to 1239 and encodes 412 amino acids. Gene Ontology annotation, molecular function: DNA-binding transcription factor activity, RNA polymerase II-specific; RNA polymerase II cis-regulatory region sequence-specific DNA binding. Gene Ontology annotation, cellular component: transcription regulator complex; PcG protein complex. The record is from RefSeq and is a predicted model, not a curated record. The transcript is spliced from 5 exons. Gene Ontology annotation, biological process: regulation of transcription by RNA polymerase II.